Messenger RNA from Cinara cedri, 7222 nucleotides. Lineage: Eukaryota; Metazoa; Arthropoda; Insecta; Hemiptera; Aphididae. The record is from the annotation of a GenBank genome assembly.
AUGAGUUCAACGGAUCGUUCAAUAUCAUCUGGGUUCCCAAUACCCCAAUGGAUGAAAUCUAAAAUUAAUGAUCGGUUAGUUUGUAUUUUAAUACCAAUAAUUCUUGAUGUUAGGAUAAUAGACGUUUUAUUUUUUAUUGUUUGUUUAAAUAUAUUUUUCAUAUAAAAAUAAACUAAUAAUUUAGUUAACCUAACUUAAUUAAAAAUAACCUAUUCAAAUUAAUUAAUUUUACCUAUACCAGUUAAUAAAUUCAAUUAAAAAUGUCAUUAAAGGUAGGUAAUACUGAAACAAUAAUAAUAAUUUCAAGUUUUCGUUUUAAUUUUAAACCUAAAAGAUUAUUGAAUUAGAUUGUGCAAUAAAUCAAUUUUUCAUUCACAGAUAACAUUAUAUCAAAACAUUAGGUAGACUGUCCAACAGUGCAACAAUAAUAUGUCCACUACCUAUGUAUUAACAAACCUGUAUUACAUAUGUUUUUAAUUUUAAUUAUCGUAUUUAAAUUGAAUAGAUUAUUAUUUGUUAUCUAACUUUUUGGUUACACUCCAAUAAUGACAUGUUUCAAGUUAAUACCUAUUAAGAUACCCAUAGGUAUAUAUUACUUGAUUGUAAUUUUUAAACAAUUAGAUGGCAUUAAAAAAAAAAUGACAUUUCUUAAUAUUAUUCUUAUAAUACUUUAUUUAUUUGAUGUAUGACAUGAAGAGUAACACAUAAAUACAUUUUCUAAAAUAAAUAAAUUGAUGAUAAAACAUAAAACAUAAAAUAUUUAACAUAUUCAUAGAUAGGUAUCUAUACUUAUCUAAAGGCUACAGAUAAUACUAAAGAGUAUAGUAAUACUAAUUACUAAUCAAAAAUAACUAUAUACCUAUACAAUUAUUUUUAUAAAUUAACCAAUAAUACCUAUGUAAACCUAAUCUAAGUAGGUACUAAGUUUAGUAUUAGUUGACUUGUGGACUGUUGUGAUUGAAAUAGAUACUUGAAUACCUAACCAAUAAAAUUGUACAAUUUCAACUUUAAAAAAAUAUUACUGAUGUUUAUGUCACUGUUGUAAUUAAGAAUCUAAGAUACAUAAAGUUAUUUAAUUUAUAUCUAAAUUCAGAGAUAAUCCAAUGCUAAUAAAAAAUAAUUCUUAGUGCACAUUUUGUUAUUUUUUACUAUAAAAUACAACUUUUAAUUAAUCUCGUUUUAAAAUAUCCAGCAUUUUUGUUCGAUCAAACAAUUGCAUCAACAUAAAACAAAAUAAAAACUAAAAAAUUGACAAUGUCAAAUGCAUAUAAAUACCUCAAAAAUCUACAGAAUAUGUUGAAAAUAUCAUCAUUUCUAGAAAAGUAAUAUAACUUUCUUUAAAAACUUCAGCCCUAUGAUUAUUUUUAACCAAAUUAUAGCAAACAAGAUUAAAAAUAAUGAAACCGGUAAUACAGUAAACUUUUCUAUUUUCCUACCCUUUUUUCCAAUUAUUAAAAAAUCUAACUAGAUUAACUUAGCACCAACUAGAUAAAUAUUUAGAAAAUAUAUAUUUUUAAUUUUUUGAUUGGAACAAAAUUUUUGGUAGAGAAAUUGUUAACAGAAAGAAAAUUAAAUUACAAAUAAAAAAAUAAGUACACAUCUUAUUAAAACCUUACUCUGCUCAUAAUCUAAAAAAAGUUUUAAGCAUUAGAAAUAAAGAACACAAAGAAACACAAUUUUGUUUUAUUACACUUUGUCCACAACAAUAAUAUCUGCUUGGCUUUUAAAUUAUUUUAUUGUAUAAAAAUUAAUUUCAAUAAUGAAGCAUUAGGAAGUUUGUUUAAUUUAUUUUUUAAUAAUACGCGAGCAAGAGUCAUAUAUACAUAGAGUAACAGUGGUGAGAAUAUUCAGUUUAUAAAAAAGAUAAAGAGUGAGAAUGGUAUAGUAGUUCAAGUUGAGCCUAUUUGAUAUUUUAAAGUAAUAGUUUACUACAAAACAUAAGAAAUAUGGUUAGUCUGCCUAAAUAAGAGAAUCCAAAACCUAGAUGUAGCUUAAGGUGUAAACUGAAAAGUUUAAUUAUUAUGUAACAAGUAAAUAUCAAUUCAAAACCAAGGUAGAAAGUAAAAAGAUCUCGAAAAAAAGUAAGCUUGAUAAGACACAUUAGACAUAUUAUCAUUAAUGGAAUGAAUAAAGUUUUAAAAGUACAUACAAAGCAUAUUAUUUAUUUAAGUUUUAACUGAACAAUCAUUGAAUUAAAUUGUCAAAAUCAACUACCUACCUAGCAGUAUUUUACGAUUUUCUUUUAAGUAGAUGUGCAUGUGUUUAGGUUGUUAGUAGACUUAGCAUGUCAGUAGAUGUACAAAAUACUAGUGUGGAAAAGUUGAGAGAAUGAUCAAUGCGUGACUUGAUAUUAUUUAUAUAUUUAUUACUUAAAUAAUUCAUUAUUGUAAAUAUAAAAGUCUAGGUAAAAUUCUAUGUUGUAAAAAGCGAUUUUCAAGUACGUAGUUAUCCGUGACUGAUUAUAAAAAUAGGUUUUAUUUAUUAUCACUUCAAAUUCUAUACUAUUUAUUAGCUUUGAAGUGUGUUUUAAGUAUAUGUAUAUUAAGUAGACUACUUGAAUUUAUUUAACCUGAAUGAUAAUUUGUUUUGUUAAAUAUACCUAAUUAAAUUCAUAUUUCUUUUAGAUUUGACCUGGACCAACAAUCAUUUCCUUUACCAGCAACAGAUGACAGUUUCUUUUUAGUUCGUUAUUUGAAACAAGAUACAGCUAAUGAUAAACAAAUUGAGAGUUUAUUGACCAAAACAAAAUCAUUAGACGAUAAUAUACCGCAGAAAACUAUUCAGAAUUUAAAUAAAAUGCCUCCAGCGUUGAUCGUUACAGAAACACCAGAAUUUAAAGGUCAUACACUUGCUUGCCAACGCUUUAUUACAAAUACUUGUGCUGGUAAGUAAUUAUUUUGAUUCCAUAAGGUAAAAUUAUAAAUAUAUUUAUAAUGUUGAUUACAACAAUUAAAUUCAGUCUAUUACAAUAAAAAAAUGAAAUGUUAAAUUUAAAGAAAAUUUAGAAUCACAGUGUUAUAAACAAUUUCCUACAUCAUCAAAAUCUAGUGAAUUUAACGAAUUUUCAUUUUACAAACAUGGUUUGUCUUUUAUUAUUCAGUGUAAAAAUUAAUCUUAUUAGAAUAUUAAAUGAUAAACUAUUUUUGUAUUACUCAUCAUUAUGUAUUAGUCAUACCAUUGUCAAGGUCAAUUUUGAUCUUAUAAAUUGUUCCUUCAAUCACUAAUCAUUGAUGGAAUGAUGUAAUUUAAUCACCUAGGUAUAUGUUAAUAAUGAUAUACAUAUAAUAUUAUAAAUACGUUUUUAGUAUUACCUAAUAAUAGGAUAGAUAAUUACUAUCAUAUCAAUAGCAAUUUGUUUAUGAUACCUGUUGAUAAUAUAAAAAACGUAUGUACACAUUCAAUUUUGCUGGGGUAUUAUUAUUUGUUAGGCAUGAAAUAUUUGAGUAUAAAUAUAAUAUAUAGUUUAAUACAACCACUGUUGAUGUCUUGACUUGAUAAUUGUUAGAUAUAUAUAGUUUAGAAAUUUGUUUUAUAUUUUAAUACAAUUAACAUACUAGUACUUGUAUAUUAUCUGGAACUCUUAGUUCCUUAAAAAAACUAACCAAAUUACGGGGUUAUUCUACUUAGAUAUUAUCUAAAUCAAAGAAAAACCAAAGUUGAUUUCACCAUAGGAUACUCCUUAAACGUUAUUAAAAAUCUAAGUAUUCAAAAAUAUCAGUUUUAACAACGCUUAAAAAUUCCCAAAAUCAGAAUAUACACAAAAUUUUACCAAAACAAAAUAAGGUGAGCACGCUUAGUUUUUAUACUAAUCAAAGAUACAUGGAAUAAAAAAUAAAACAGAAUUUGAUUAUCUUUAUUAUCUCCAGAUAUAUUACAAUUGGAUGGGUAUAUCUCCGUGGGAUACCCCAUGGUAUGUGUGUUAGUGUGUAUAUGCAAUUUAUAUUAUCAGUUUCCAAUUUAAAAUUAAGUCUAAAAUAUUUAUUAUAUUUGAUGUGAUAUUUAUCCCAUUAGUUGGGUAAUUUUCAUACAGAGUGGAUAGUCCUAGAUAAAACUUAUGUAUCUACUACAAUAUAUCGGUUUAUAUUGAUAUAAUAAUACAAGUUUUAGCUGUAAAUACAACUUGUAUAUAAGGGGGGAGAAAAUAAUAAUUAUGUAUAACAUAUUUCAUUGCUAAUGAAGGUCAUUUUAUGGUAGUAAUUUAACACUAUUACUCAAGUUUGCCUACAUCAUCUAAAAUAUUUACUAUUUUACUACCUAUACAGUUUAAAAUUCGAAUGAGUUUAUAUUAUUAUUUGUAUGGAACAUUGUAUGUAUUUGGGAUGAAAACAACAGACAAUUGCUUACAUAUAAUAUAUUUUUUUUAUAAUAAUGUAUAAAUUUAUUACUUAUCAUAUAAAUAAUUUGUUACUAUUAUAAGUUAAACAAAUAAAAUAUUAUACGUAGAAUUAUUUAUAUCAUAAAUCUAAAUUUAAUAAUAUUGUCAUAUUAGAUACAUGAUUUAAUUUAAAAAAUUAAAUAAUUGGUUUUCUUAUUUUUAUGAUUAACAGAUAACUGUUUAAUUUUUUUGAAAAAGUGACUUUUUCGUGUACAAUUAUUUAUGUUUCUAACAAUCUAAUUACACAAUUUGUUGAGAAUUUGCGUGUCCAAUGAGGAUUUUGUAAGAAACAAAAAUUAAUAAUUUUUUUGGUCUGUUUAUAAAAAAAAAUGUUCAAUAUUUCAUAGUACUACAAAUAAUACAUUUUUUUUUUUUUUUUUUCAAAAUAUAAAUUUAAUAUGAUACUUGAAAACAGUAUAUUAAUGAAACUGCUAUUAUAAUUUUGGUAUUAAAUAAUACUAAUAUGGAAAAACCUUAACAACUCAACAUACGAUUAAUUCCUAUCAAUAUACCUUUCUAUAUAGCCCCAAGGUUUAACAUGAACACGCCCUUUCAUAUAAAAUUUUGCGCUGUAAAAUACUCCAUCCUCUAUUCCGUGUGUCCUCAAACACAAUCUCUCCUAUCUAAUUUUAAAGACUAGAAAAAUCUUAAUGUAUAAAAUUGCAAUACUUAAGAUUAUAUUGUUUUAAUGGUUUCCUCAAUUAAGUUUAUACAUAUUUUUAUAAUCACCAAUUACCUUUAAUUUGACUUAAUUUAACUUUAGUAAUAAUUUUACAAGUUCUUUGUUUAUAUUCAAAAUUGAUUUAUUAAUUUGUAUGUUGUAUUGUAAUAGCUUAAGUGAUUAGUAUUAUCAGACAAUGACCACUUGACAUAAAGUAUGCAACUGUUCAGAAAAUCUCAAAAUUAUAAUAGGAGAUAUUCAUCCUUUUCUAUUAUAUAUAAGGAUAUCUAAUUUAUACCAUGUGUGUUUACAUUUUUAAAUUUAUUUUAAUUGUUUUUUUCUUCAUUGGGUGUUGUAGUAUUUUAUUUACCCAAUAACGUUUUACACAUGUACACUGUACAUACGCCACACAUUGUAAAGCCUUCAUAGCUGCAUCAUAUUCUCGAAUAAUUUAUCUAAGUAAUAUCUAUAUAAAUUAUAAAUAUACAAAUAUAUUUAUAAUACAUAGAUAACAAAUAUCUAAUAGUUAUAGUAUUUAACACUUGUUUUUUUACUAGACAUGAAUCUUUGUAAUAAUAGAAAGUAAUUUAAUACUUCAAUACUAUUACUUAUAUUUUCUUAUUUGAAAAUAUUACAAGAGUAUGAUAAACAAAAAUAAGAUUAGUUAAUCUUUUUUUCAAAAAUGAAUCCUAUUAAAUAUUUAUAUAUAUAUAUAAUAAUAAUAGGUUUCCAUCAUGGUUUAUAUUGAAUAUAAAAACAUUAAUGUUACAUUGCCAUUAUUUUUUAUCACCCUAUAAACUAUUACCGACUAUUAUUAUCUUCAAAUAAUAACCUAUAUUAAAAAUGUCAUUAAUAUAUGGAAUAUUAAGGGUGAAAAAAAUGUAACAUUUUUGUUACUGCUGCUUGUUUCUUAAAAUCUCAAAAAAAAGUUUUUUGAUAAAUUCACACUUUUUGAAAUAAUGAAUGUUUUAUGUUAAAUAAAUUACCUUUUAGAGUAUCUAGGUACUUUUUUACAUUAUUUCCUAAUUCAAUUUUAUUUCUAAGGACUCCAAGGUCUAAUUAUAUUAUACUUUUUAAUAAAUAAAUAAAAAAAAUGGAAAAUUAAUUAUGUAAGUACUGGUAAUUUGUAUGAUCAAUUUUAAUUUUAAUUUCAUCAUAUUUGAUAUGUAUCUUGAAUGUCUAUUUUUUUCGUAAUCAAAUAUAUUUUUUUUUAUAGUCAUUCAAUUGUUUUCUUCAAGUAUAAAUUUAUUGAAAAAUGUAAAUAUCUAUUAUCACUGUAAUACACUGCAUUUAUUAAUUAAAGAUUUAAGUUGUUAAUGUUUCAUGCAAACUGUAGCAAUAAUAUUUAUAUUGCUACUAUAUUAUUACUAGCAUCAUUGAAAUUAAUUAAAAAUAAUUAAUAUUCUUAUUACUUUAUUAUUCCCUGUUUUUAUUUAAAUACAUACAAUUUUAUUCAAACAAAAUAAUUUUUUGUUAUAAAAAUUAAUACAAUAUUCAUAAAUUAUGAUAAUACUAUAAUAAGACAAUAUUGUAUUACAGUUACAGGCUAUAACAUAAAAACUUUUAUUUUGCAUAAUAUAUUUAUUUAAAGAAAAUUUAACUUUUGAUUUUUAAAAUCUAUUUAGAUAAUACCAUAAAAAAAACUUUAAUAACCCGGUAUUUUAUAUUUUUUUACAGAUGUAGUAGCAGCAACAAGUUUAGGUGAAAAUGUAAUUGACCCUCCAAAAUCAUUAGGGGUUGAUGAUGGUUUUAAAAGUGGUGCCUCCGAAUGUGGUAAAUCUAUUGUAGCAAUGGCACACCAAAUGGUUUCGGGACGUAGGAUGUAUAAAGGACGUGCUUCAGGUCCCCAAGACUUAAUUAUUGCAGAACCUUCCACAUCUGUAUUAUCGAAACGACGGAAUAGCAAAUCGCUUCCUGCCAGUCCAUUGAGUUCGCCACCUGGAUCACCACGAUCUAUCCGCAAAAACCCCUAUUUUACAGCACCAUUUCAAGAAGAAUCUGGAGAUAAACAAGGUUCAUCAUGGAUAUUAUCUAACCUUUUUUCAAAAAGAGCUAAUUCACAAGAAGAAUUAUCUGAUAAAGAACAAAAACGUCUCCCAAAACCUUCAUCUUCCAGCAAUCUAUAUAUAAAACCUAAACCUACAGAAUUAAGAGAGAUGAACUUUUGGUCACCAACAUCAAUGUAA